UGCAAGGAAAUUAGAUGAUGUUUCAAUAAAAGUGAAUACACUGAAAUUCAGAGAUACAGCAAGGAAUUACUAGUAUCUCUGGCAGCUAAUCUCUUUUCUUUAUAACAUUAAUUUUUAUUCUUAUCAAAGUAUAUGUAGAAUUUAAAAAAUUAAAUAAUGCUGCCAGGCUUAUGAAAAACUGUCAUCCUGCCUCACGCCUCCCACCUUCCAGUCCUGCUUCCCUCAGAGCUCUUUAAUAAUGUUCUCCACAUUUCGCAAUAAUGUAUUUAGUUUGGUCUUUCUUAUUUUCAAUCUUGUCCUUUGUAUGUUGACUUGAUUUAUGAUACCUGAAGACUUAACUCUUGUACAACUUCAUCCCAUACCAUAUUAUUUUUCCAUUCCCCAGUUCCCCUAAAUACCGAUAACACUGUUAAAAGUAUGAUUUUUGGGUUAAAUUUAUUUUUAAUGUUUAUGGUAUUUCAGUUAAAUACAUCUUAAUUUCCAAUUGCAACUACAACAAAUUACUGACUCAAUCUCUUAAAAUAAUACAGAUUUAUUAUCAUAUAGUUCUGGGGAUCAAAAGUCUGAAAUGAAUUCUAUGGGGCUAGACUCAGAGUCCAUUUUUCUUUUGGAAGUUCUCUGGGAGAAUCUGUUUCUUCCCCUUUGUAGCUUCUAGAGGCUACCCUUAGUCCCUGGUCCUGGCCACAUUACCCAACCUUGGCUUCCACUGGUGCUGUGUCUGACUGACUCCCUUGACUCCCUCCUCCCCUUUGUGAGAAUUCUUGUGAUUACAUUGAAUCCACAAGACAAUAUAGAUGCUCAUCUCAUCAACAAAGUUCCACUUGCUUUGUAAGAUAAUAUAUUUUUAGGGCCUGGGGAUUGCAACAUCUUUAGAGGAGCCAUUAUUUGCUGUCCAUAACGUGGGUUAUUUGUGUGUACAUUUUUCCACCAAUCAUAAUGACUUACUUUAUAACUUUGCAUUUUUCCUGGAGUUAAUAAUUGGGGUAUUUUUCCCUUUGCUAGAUUUUAUGUAGCCGUCUUGGAUCCUUUCCAUAUUCUGCAGAAGAGCGAGGAUGCCCUAUUUUUACUUUCCACACUAUCAAAUGCAUCAGAUAGCCUAUUGCUGAGUCUUCUUUGAAGUGGCCUCCUGAGCUCUCUACUUUGUGGUCCCAGCUGGACGGGGGCUCUGUGGCCUGCUGCAUGGCAGCAGCCUUUUGGGGACUCUCUUUCACCAUGGUUUCCAUCAUUCUGCUGACUCCCUUCACCUCUCUCCAUGUACUGCCCUUUCCUUGAUCUCAUGCAUUUCUUGAAUGGUUUAAUUCUUGACUCAGUUGGAACACACACUCUUCAGUUUCUUGAGAAGAGGUGUGCUGGUGGUAAAUGUGACACCUUAGAUAUCUUAAAAUAUCUUUAACAAGCUGUGUGAAUGCCAGUGAUAAACCCUCUGACUAGCAGGAAAAGGCCUCUGUUGUUUGGAGAGAAAAGAAGAGGAGCAGGAAAGGGGAGGGGAGAGGCUAAUGAGAAUAUGAAUGAGUGAGAGAGACAAUGAAUGAGAGAGAGAUGUGUGAAAGAGUGGAAGAUGCUUCUGUCCUGAUCUUUCCUCAUCAGGGCCCCCCAGCACAGAAUCAUGUCCAUCAUUUUUUCCCCCUCUCUCAUGUACUGGCUACAGGAAGAAGUUUACUACAUGUCCUUCAGUGGAUGAUCAUAUGCAGGCAGCCUCAUGUUACCUGCCUUGUAAAAUGAUGGAGAGUCCUUAGAAACCAUUAACCAGCUUCAAAUAAAGUCCUGGUUGAAAAGCUAAUUCUAUUUAUUAAAAGAACCACCCCCCCCCCAAUCAAACCAGUUUCUUACAUAUCAGCAUCUAGAACAUGAAUCUGAUUCCCCCUUUGAUUGUACCCUCCUCCUGCUUUACCCAAUGAUUCAGUUCUUAUGAACCAAACUUAAGUGCGGUUCACCUUUGCAUCCCCAUAAUGCCUUGCAUUAUAAAAAUGUUGAAUAAAUAUUUGUUGAGUGACUGUCUAUCACACACGGGUUUCUUGAUGUCCAUCAAAUGAGCCAGGCUUGUUCCAGCUUCAGAGUCUUUGCUAUUGCUGUCCCCUUCCCUCCCUGACACUUCAUGGGCUGGCAGACUUCUCUGUUGAGAGCCACAGCUGAAGGGGCCCCAGCAAACUUUCAGACUGCCAGCUGAUGAUUGGCUCACAGCGCCCCAGCAACAUCUAGCUGAUUGGCUCCUCUGCGGUGAUGCUCAUUGGGCUGUUUCCUCACCCUUUCAGACUGCCAGCUGAUGAUUGGCUCACAGCGGCCCCAGCAACAUCUAGCUGAUUGGCUCCUCUGUGGUGAUGCUCAUUGGGCUGUUUCCCUGCCCUUUCAGACCAUGGAGCUGCUCAUUGGGGGACUUUUUUGGCUCUGCCCACGGGACCCAGCCAAUCGGCCUCAAGAGCAGGAGGAUUGUGGGAGGUGGAGAGGCUUGGGGUGGUGGGAGAGGCUUGUGGGAAGCUGGUGGUGGCAGUUGGGCUCUGAGGGUUUUUCCUGAGGAGCUGUUUUGUUUGGCGUGUGUGGUUCUAAAAAUAAAGUUCGUUUCUUUUGACAAGUGGCUCCUGAAUCGUGCCCAGCCAGACUGCAGCACUUCUCCCUGCCAAUGAAGUUUGCAUACCAGUGUCCUCAGAUCUGUGAUCCAAAGACAUCUUCUAUUCCCUGACUCUCUGUUGCCCUGUGACCCUGCAUUAUCAGAAAUGAACUUAUCCUAUUUAUUUUCUUGAAUUAAUGGACUCUAUCAACAUGCCGCUCAGUCUCAUCCACCGCUGUAUCUCUUGCACCCAAAGCAUGUAUUGCUGAAUAGAAUUUUUUGAACAAAUAAUAUCAGCUAUUGAAAAUGAUAGUGUUCAUACUUCUAUUCAACUCGUACUAUGUGAUAAACCUAUAUGUGAUAAAAGUACAGUACACAUUCACCUUCUUUGAAAGUUUUCUUCAACUGUGCUUGUCUUUGAAGAAUAAUAGAUAAUUGAAGACAGGAAGUGACGGUCACUUUCACUCUUGGUUCUAUAUUUUGCAUAUUUCUUGUAGAAUCUUUUUUUUUUUUUUUUUGAUACCAGGGAUUGAACUCAGGGGCAGUUGGCUACUAAGCCACAUCCCAGCCCUAUUUUGUAUUUUAUUUAGAGACCAGGUCUCACUGAGUUGUUUAGCCCAUCACUUUGGCUGAAGCUGGCUUUAAACUCAUGAUCCUCCUGCCUCAGCCUCCUGAGCAACUGUGAUUAUAGGCUUGUGCCACCACACCCAGCUCCUUGUAGAAUCUUGAGUCUAGGGAAGGGCAAGUAGGUGUGGGUCUGUGACUAUCCUGUGGAAGGAACUUUUGGAGGCUUGAUGAGGUUCCUCUUCAAUUUUUUGCUAGAAAAAAAUUCAAACAUACUAAAGUAGAAACAAUGGUAUAAUCAACCCAUCACCCAGAUUUAAUAAAUAGUAACCCAUAGCCAGUUUUGUUUUAUAUUUAUUAUCUUUUAUUCCCCCUUCCCAGAUUAUUUUGAAGCAAACCCUACACAUAUUAUUUCAUCUAUGAAUAUUUUUGUAUAUUGCUCUGAAAGAUAAGAAAUUAAAAGUGAUCAUGAUCUAAUAUUAUACUUAAAAAUAAUUGAUGAGUUUCAUCAGGUAUCCAUACUGUCUAUUUGCAUUUGUAUAUAUACAUAUUUACAUACACAAACAUAUAUUUAGUGCAAAAGGCAUUAGUGUGUAUAAUAUCUGCAUUAUACUGAUUCUUUUCAGUUUUAAUCAGUUUCUAAGUGGUUUUUAGUUGCCUGUAGAUCUUUUAUUUACUUAUAUGCAGUGCUGAGGAUUGAACCCAGGGCUUCACACAUGCCAGGCAAGUGUUCUACCACUGAGCCACUACACCAGCCCCGAUUAUUUUCUAAAUAUUAGAUUAUGUGUGUGCAUUCCAUUUCUGUGAUAUCAGGACCCAUAAAAAGUUCGGACUUUGCAACUGUUGUUGUCAUUCUUAAUCUUUAAAUUUCCUUCCCAUCCCCCUGAACCCAUUAAAAAUUUUUAGGAAACCAGUCAUUUGUUCUGAUUUUCACUUCUAGCUUCUGUUGAUCUCUGUGAUAUUUCUUAACAUGUUCUUUGGCCCUGUGUUUGAGGCCGAUACUUGAUUAUAUCCAAGAGCAAUGUAAAUUUUUGGUAAGACUAAUUCACCUACCUGUGUUUCCUCAAGGGAAACACAAUGCCUGGUGCCUCUAUUCUGGGUGUCUUCAUGCAUUGAUGAGCAUGGCUCAGAUAGACUGCUUUAUUUGGGUUUGAAAAUUGUGGUAUCCUCCGUCUGUCAUCCCUUCCUUAUUACCAGUGAGAAUGCCUCUCUAAAGAAAAUCACUUCCUCAUCUAUGAGAUGCAGUUCAUAGGGAAAGCAUGAAGAUGCUUGAUUCUCCUCCUUUUGAACUUUUCCAUAUCAAUGGGAUAAUUCUCUAACAUCCUCCAAAAGUGAUCCUGCUAUCUUCAUUCCCUCCCAUAAUUAUCUCAUUUUUGUUUCAUAUUGUGAAUGAGAGAAAAGUUGUUUGGGUUUUGGUCAAAAGAGUAACAUGUUUGAGAAAAGAUCACUCUGGAGUUUGUGUCCCAUAAAGUGUAGAGGGGUGCCAGGGAGGAAGUGGAGGGAUAAGUUAGGAGGGAAUUAAUCUAGCUAAAAUACAACAUAUCUUGGAUCAGGGUGGUUUAGGUGGUGAGAUUCUGCAUAGUUUUCAUCAGAAGAAAGCUUAUUUGUGGACAGGAGGGUGUGAGGAGAAGAUAAGUUUGCUUUGGGAUAUGUUAAAUUAGGGAUAUUACAAGGAAAUCCAUGUGAAAGUGUUUUGUGGUUAAUACACUUAAAAUCUGUGUAUAGAAGUCUAUUGAAUUAUAUCCUAACAUGUUUCCUGAAGUGCAGUGCUUCCUUAAAAGAAUGUGAUGAUUUAACUCUAUUGCUUUGGUAUUGAUAACUGAUUUUUUUUCUUUUAUCAUCACUUGCAUAACAGUUAUGCUUUCAAACCUUCCCUGACUUUCCUAAGUUGAUCCCUCAUUCUUUGUAUUCCCUAAUAUCUUUGUGAUUUCUUCUUGUCAUGCUUCUUUACACUAAAUUCGACUUAUUUUAUACAUUUCUGUCUGUUUCCUUAUGGAGCAGUGACUAUCCAAUGACUGCAUUUCUAGUACAGAUUGUUGCCUCUAAAAGGGGAGCUGGUUAGUUCUGUGCACUUGGCAACUAGUUACUAACAAAUAUCACAGAGAAAAUUGGCAGAGAAGGGUUUAUUUAGUAAAGGGUUCUAGGAAUAUCAUAUAAACCUCCACUAGCCCAUGGUUACCUUGGUAAAGUUAGAAACAGGUGGCUCUCAAGGUCACGUGACACUGUGAAAAUGAGAAAAAUGGGAGUAAAAGCAGCACAGAGCCAAGUGGAGGGUUGGCAAAGUGGGGAGAAGGCUGGCUUUCAGCCUCUGUUUUUCCCCUCGCCAGCACCCUUGUGCAGCAUACACGGAAUAACCACACAUGGCAUUCCUGCCUAUGAAGGUCUCUGAGAUAAGAGUAAGCACUCUAGGGUCUUUUAUCCUGGCUUGGCUUCUAGAUCUGUGGAAAGAUAGAGUUUGACUGCCACAGCCUUUGAAACAACUACUUAAACAUUAUCACUUCACUCAGGUGCUAUGCUGUGUUUGUGUGUGUAUGUGUGUGUGUUUGUACACACACGCAUGCACGUGAAGCCUUUUAAAUGCUUGAGAAUUAGAAUUCUUGAUAAACUUGAGUUCUAAUUUGUUCCAGUGUUUCUUCUCAACAAACCAAUGGUUGCCAAAUUUUUAAAGCAUUUUAAAAUGCAUUAGAGGAAGUGAGUCAGAUGUGUUCUUCAUAUACAACAAUGGAAGUACACUUAGUUCCAACUCAUGAAUACUGUGAAAAAUUGCGUUUUUUGAAUAAAUACAGGAUGAAACUUUCAGGCUUUCAAAGUAUAGGUUGUCUCUUUCCUUCCUAAUCACAUUAGAUUGCUUCUGUAAAGUAUGGAACACUGAGAUGUUCUUUAAAGCCAGCUUUUCAAAAACAGAGACAUGAGCUCCUGUCUCUUGCAUUUCCGGUUGGUAUUUUCUCAUCUUGAAUUUUGCCAGUUCACACAAGUCUGUGUCUCAAGACAAGGCUCACCUUCUCCCAGAUUCAGUUAGUUUGUUCCUCUUGCUGAUGAUUGCCGUGUAAAGAAGAAGAAAAAAAGAAAAUCUAAUGAUUUUCUUUUGGCACUGUUCCUCAUCUCUUGUGGAAUAUGAGUGAUUUUGUUAACUCCAAGGAAAGAGUAAGCUCAGUCUCCUAGAGGUGGCAAGAUUCUGUUCCUGAGCAUCACAGGGAUGUAGAGAAUAGCUGACGUUUGCUAAGAUAAACUCUUUUAAGUAUGACACUGUUGCUUUAUUUUUCCCCCCAGUCUGCAUGGUGAAAAGAACUCUUCAUUUCGCUGAGGUGAAAAGUGGGUCUGUGAGUGGAGCGACUUUCUUAAAAAAAAAAAAUCAGAAACCAAUUACUUGAUAUGCAGAACUGCAAGCUUCAUUCUCUUAACGAAAUCAGUGCAGUGUGCACCGCCGUUAACCUGAAGAAAGCCGCUGACAGCUCUUGAUUACGCUAGAGGUGGAAGGACCCAAACUUGCAGGAUCCCCCUCCCCCUCGAGAGGUUGUUAGUCCAGUCCUUUAGAGAGGUUCCUUUUGGCUCUCUGUCAUCACCAGGACGCUGGCAGGGAAUGUGUGUCAUGGUUACAAUAGAGUGUGGUAACAUAUAACAACCAUGAAAGCCCAGCGGGAAAGGCUACAGAUUCCGGGGCUGACCUUGGAGUAAGUAUUGUCUGUCUUUAAUAUUUUAAUGCUUUCUGCAUGGCACUAGCUUUCCGGGCGACCAAUAGCUAUUUAGCAUUUGUUUGUAGUGACAGCCUCAGAGCACUGCAGUGUGAGGUGGAAGAACAUGUCUUAAAUGCAUGGCAUUUGGUUUCAGCUAAUGUGCAAAGCCAGACCCAGCAUUUUGCAUUGCAGUCAGAGGAAAGCACUGCUGCAUAUUUAAAGUUACUAAGUAAACCUCAGUUCUGGAAACAUCUUAACAGCUCAUUGUGAAAGAAUGUCUCAGUAGGCCAUGGUGUAUCUGUCUUUUUCUCUUUCUCUCUUCCUGUUUGUUUAUCCUCAUGAUGUCUGUUUCUAAAGAAAGGUCUCUGUCUGCAUUGAAUAAUAGAAAACAUUACAGUGGAUUAGAGUGCAAGGGAAGGGUUAUUUGUGACAGUCAUUAGAUAUGAUCCAUGUUUUAUCAGUGCAACAGAAUAUUAAUGAACUGGAGUACAUUUAGAAUCCUCUCUGCAGAGUCUCCAGCCACUGCAUACAGUGUUUACCUAGUUGAGCUCUGUGUUUGCUUAGCUGUUUUUUUUUUAACCCAUUAACUCAUCUCACUGCCUUCUGAUUUGAUGUAGCUAUGUGAAAAUGUCCACAUCUAAUUUGUGGCGCAGAAGUUAGACAUCUGGGAUGCAGGAAGUGUCAGCAAAUUUUUAUUUUAAAUCUGUUAGUUAAAGAUGCAGAAGCUGUGGGUUAGUGUGUGCUUGUAGAUUUAAAAUAAUAAAUAGUAAAUUAUAAAUCUCAUAGAAAAAUAUAAAUAUCCCUUUUUCUCAUUUACAACACAGAUACGAUACUAUAUUUUCGUGAAAUCUGUACAGUCCCUAUGAUCUUAUACUGGGCUACCUUCAGGAAGAGACUGCAGGAAGAGAGAUGUGCCCAGUUCCAAGUAUUAAUUAUUCCUCUUGAAUUCUAUAGAUGCAUCACAUGAGAGGAAUUAAUAAGAAUUAAUAAUUAAAUUAACAAACUUAUAAAAGCACAACAUUCUGAAAUGAAUACUUUUUAAAUCAAUCCUUGCUCCAAAACUGUGCACUGAUUUUACACUAAUGAGGAUCUCACUUAUGAAAAGUUAGAGGGCUUUUAGAACCUUCUUGGUAGAUGUGACAUUCAUCAUAAUAUAGAUACAGACAUUAUUUACCCUUCGCCAUUGGUUUUUCUCAUCUUCAACCUCGCCCUAGCAUUCAACCCUUGCUAUCCGUGUGGAAUAUUUGGGUCAUCUAUGCUUCUUCCACUUCCUCUUCCUCUCCCUUACUCUCUGGAGACCCACCUGAGAGAGCCAUAGUUCUGUAUUAAGACCCAGGAGCAUUAACCCCAGAUUGGCUUUUACCUCCAGUUUUUGUGCCACUUCCUUGAUUUCUUCAGACUGACUUAGUAGAUAUCAGUUCAUCUUCAUCCUUUACUUUUAUUUUGAGUAUCUCAUCCACAUUAAGAGGAUCAUGAGACAUUAUAGUUCUUCUUUUGUACAAUACAAAUUUAGUAUAGCAGGCAUUCCAUUUUAUAAUGUGAAAGAUUGAGGUUUGCUACAGGUUUCAUGACUUUGCCAAUGGUGACAGGACAAAGGAGUCAGCUAACACAAGGGUUGCUUGGAUUUUGAUUUGUUAUCCGACCACUCCCCCUUGGUUUAGCCUCAGCCCUGGUAGAUAUAAUUGUUAAAUUAGAAGAGCAUACACAGUAGAAUAGAGGAUCACUCUUACAUGUACUAUUAGCAUGUGAUUUACUUUGAACACUUUGUUUACCUUGAAAUGUAAAAUUACUCUUAAGUAAGCAUAGCUAAAGUUGCAUUCAUUCAUGAAGCUAGUCUUUGAGUAAAUUUAGCUUCUUACCACUGCAGAGAAUUGUUACAAUGAGAAGUCUUAUCACUGAUUUUAUUAAAGGCAGAUUUAAUAUACAUAAUUUUAGUUGUUUAGGGACCUUAUAAAAGGGCCCUAACUCACAGACCAAAUGUCUAGAAUAGUUUUUGGAUGUUCCCUCUUGAGACAUUAUAGUUUUUCUUUCAAGAGAGUUGAUUCCAUAGGCACAGAAGCUAUGGAUCAUUCAUUACAUGAGCAUAUUUAAUACUCUGUAGAUGCAAUUCAGAAUUUCCCAUCUCUGUUAUCAAUGACAUGGGGUAGUUACUGAUUCCUAUUUCAGAAUGGAAAUCCUAGACCUGAGAUACCACAUAAACAGGUAUUUCAGAAAUUAACGAGUCAUUAAUUUAUGACAUCUAUGUGCCUCUGCCUGGCUUUCCAAUUUCUGGAAAAAAGAAUGUCAUUGUGUCUUUCCUUUGUUCUUUUUACUUUUUCUGUGUUUAAUGUAAGCAUAUUUUGCUUCAUAGAUACUUCUUAGCACAUGCGUUUUCCGCUUGGAGACAGGGAGUGGCGUCAGUACCUAUGAGUGUCUGUUUUAGGACUGGAAAGGAUAGAUAAGACUGUACAGUACUUAGAUAAAAGGACAGACAUAUCAUUGGACAUCCUGAGAACUUUCCAAUGAGCUGUUAAGUUUGAGUACUAUUAAGUUUACCUCCUUCAACUAAGGAGGUCAAUUCCUUAGUUUGCCAAGUACUGGCACUAAACCAGAGAAUGACUUAAAAAGUUAUCAAACUUUUUGAAAUACCUUAUUAAGUAAAGUAAAGUGUUUUGAGCAAAAAUAUUAUGAUACAUUUUAAGACAAACACAGCCAACUCUCAAUUAUCCAUAUAAAGGGAGAUAACGAUAGCAUUAAGAAUUUGCAAAUGAUAGUAAACCCAGAUUUUAGUUUGGUCGCUGUUGCCAAUGCUCUGUGGCAGUGAAGGACACAGUCAGGUUGAAAUAGCCACUGUAGCUCUAUUCUAUGUCUGUUCUCUAAGAUAAGAAAGCAUAGUGUGAUGUGGAGUCAGAAUGUUCUAUUAGAAGCACACUGCACUGUAACACAAGUAUCCAUUACUUACUUCACCCUCAAAGUUGGAAGCAGAAUACCUAACUAUUUCUUAGUUUUAUUCUUCCAGGUAAAAAUAGUUGGGAAUUCACUAGUAUCAAAUUUAUACUUUGAUAAAUCUGUUGACAAAAUUCCAGUAAGUAAGGAACCUAAUUUAAGUUAACAAAGAGGAGAUAUGGGGCCAAAAGAAAAAAAGUAAUGAGCUCUAUUCCAACCACCCUGAGAUGAAUAUUUGAGAGUUGGUUGCUGAAUAUGCUUGGUGGUUGGGAUGAAUUAGUGCAGGAAUUACAGUGGUUCAUUGAUAGUUGAAUUUGUAAAAACAUCUCUAGAAAGUAAAACAAUUCAUAGCUACAUAUAGGAAUUUUAAGUAUUUACUAUAAGUAUCAGCAUAAGCAGAAUCUUGUAUCAUCACUCCUGAGGAUUAAAAAAAAAAAUUAUGUUGGGUCUUUAUUAUAAGGAAGACCCACUUUUCCCUGCAAGGUACUAAAUAUAUCUAUUUUAUAUGAAAAUAUUAGUUACUUUGCUUUUUAAAACUACAGUAUAUUUAAGCCAAAUCUUUAUUUUCAUUGCCUGCUAACCUCUUUAGUUCUGCUAUGGAUUUACUGGAAGAGAGUAUACCCAAUAUAAAACGGAUCUGGAUUUUCUUUGAUGCAAAAAUCACAUGUCCAACGUAUCUGCCAAGUUGCUUUGUGACAAAGAAAAGGCUCAAAUAAAAAUGGCAGCUGUAGUUUUUAAAAUGUAAAUUUCAGCAGGAAGCCUUUAACUUGUUCUGUAUUUUAGAGCUGAAAAAGGGCAAGUGAUUAGAUGAUGACCUUAGUCAUAUUGAUAAUCAUGCCAUAGUGAUUCUGGCUUAAAGGGAACACAGUCCCUUCAAUGUGCUGUGCUAUUUUUGAUGCAAUCAUUUCUCCCACUUGGAAUGACAUUAUUUUAACUUUCAGUCUCACUCCAAGGAGCCUGAGUCCAACCCCAUCCAGCCCAGGCAGUCCUUGUAGUCCUCUCUUCGCUUUUCACUUUUGGAGUUGCCGAACAAGCAACCGGAAAAGCUUGAUAGGCAAUGGACAGUCACCAGCAUUGCCUAGACCACACUCGCCUCUCUCUGCUCAUGCAGGAAAUAGCCCUCAAGAUAGUCCAAGAAAUUUCUCCCCCAGUGCCUCAGCCCAUUUUUCAUUUGCACGGAGGUCUGAUGGACGCCGCUGGUCCUUGGCUUCCCUCCCCUCCUCUGGCUAUGGGACAAACACACCCAGUUCUACUGUCUCUUCAUCCUGCUCCUCCCAGGAGAAGUUGCAUCAGUUACCAUACCAACCAACGCCAGAUGAAUUACACUUCUUAUCGAAACAUUUUUGUACCACUGAAAGCAUUGCCACUGAGAACAGAUGCAGGAACACACCCAUGCGCCCCCGUUCCCGGAGUCUCAGCCCUGGACGUUCCCCCGCCUGCUGUGACCAUGAAAUAAUUAUGAUGAACCAUGUCUACAAAGAAAGGUUCCCAAAGGCUACAGCUCAGAUGGAAGAACGUCUAAAGGAAAUUAUCACCAGCUACUCCCCUGACAACGUUCUUCCCCUAGCAGAUGGAGUGCUUAGUUUCACUCACCAUCAGAUUAUUGAACUGGCUCGAGAUUGUUUGGAUAAAUCCCACCAGGGUCUCAUCACCUCACGAUACUUCCUUGAAUUGCAACACAAAUUAGAUAAGUUGCUACAGGAGGCUCAUGAUCGUUCAGAAAGUGGAGAAUUGGCAUUUAUUAAACAGCUAGUCCGAAAAAUUCUAAUUGUUAUUGCCCGCCCUGCUCGGUUAUUGGAGUGCCUGGAAUUUGAUCCUGAAGAAUUUUAUUACCUAUUAGAAGCAGCAGAAGGCCAUGCAAAAGAAGGACAGGGUAUCAAAACUGACAUCCCCAGGUACAUCAUCAGCCAGCUGGGUCUCAAUAAGGAUCCUCUGGAAGAAAUGGCUCAGUUGGGGAACUACGAUAGUGGGACAGCAGAAACACCAGAAACAGAUGAGUCAGUGGGUAGCUCUAAUGCUUCCCUGAAACUUCGAAGGAAACCUCGAGAAAGUGAUUUUGAAACAAUUAAAUUGAUUAGUAAUGGAGCCUAUGGGGCAGUCUACUUUGUUCGACAUAAGGAGUCCCGGCAGAGGUUUGCCAUGAAGAAGAUUAAUAAACAGAACCUCAUCCUUCGAAACCAGAUCCAGCAGGCCUUUGUGGAACGUGACAUCCUAACCUUUGCAGAAAACCCCUUUGUUGUAAGCAUGUAUUGCUCCUUUGAAACAAGGCGCCACUUGUGCAUGGUCAUGGAAUACGUGGAAGGGGGAGACUGUGCUACCUUAAUGAAAAACAUGGGUCCUCUCCCUGUUGAUAUGGCCAGGAUGUACUUUGCUGAGACUGUCUUGGCCUUGGAAUAUCUACAUAAUUAUGGGAUUGUACACAGGGAUUUGAAACCAGAUAACUUGUUGGUCACCUCCAUGGGGCACAUAAAGCUGACAGAUUUUGGUUUAUCUAAGGUGGGACUAAUGAGCAUGACUACCAAUCUUUAUGAGGGUCAUAUUGAGAAGGAUGCUCGAGAGUUCCUGGAUAAACAGGUCUGUGGCACACCUGAAUACAUCGCCCCAGAAGUGAUUCUGAGGCAGGGCUAUGGGAAGCCAGUGGACUGGUGGGCCAUGGGGAUAAUCCUCUAUGAAUUUCUGGUUGGAUGUGUGCCAUUCUUUGGGGAUACUCCAGAAGAGCUAUUUGGACAAGUCAUCAGUGAUGAAAUCAAUUGGCCUGAGAAGGAUGAGGCCCCACCACCAGAUGCCCAGGAUCUAAUCACUCUGCUUCUCAGGCAGAAUCCUCUGGAAAGGCUGGGUACAGGUGGUGCAUACGAAGUCAAGCAGCAUCGUUUCUUCCGUUCUUUAGACUGGAACAGUUUGCUGAGACAGAAGGCAGAAUUUAUUCCCCAACUGGAAUCUGAGGAUGACACAAGUUAUUUUGAUACUCGGUCAGAGAAGUAUCAUCAUAUGGAAACUGAAGAAGAAGAUGAUACUAAUGAUGAAGAUUUUAAUGUGGAGAUAAGGCAGUUCUCCUCAUGUUCACACAGGUUUUCAAAAGUCUUUAGCAGUAUAGAUCGAAUAACUCAGAAUUCAGGAGAAGAAAAAGAAGACUCUGGGGACAAAACCAAAAGCACAACCUUGCCAUCCACGGAAACGUUAAGCUGGAGUUCAGAAUAUUCUGAAGUGCAACAGUUAUCGACAUCCAACUCUUCAGAUACUGAAAGCAACAGACAUAAACUCAGUUCUGGUCUACUUCCCAAACUGGCAAUUUCAGCAGAGGGAGAACAAGAUGAAGCCACUCCCUGUCCUGGAGACCCUCAUGAGGAGCCUGAGAAGCCAGCCCUUCCUCCUGAAGAGUGUGCUCAGGAGGAACCUGAGGUCACCACCCCAGCCAGCACCAUCAGCAGCUCCACCCUGUCAGUUGGCAGUUUUUCAGAGCACUUGGAUCAGAUAAAUGGACGAAGCGAGUGUGUGGACAGUACAGAUAAUUCCUCAAAGCCAUCCAGUGAACCCGCCUCUCACAUGGCUCGGCAGCGAUUAGAAAGCACAGAAAAAAAGAAAAUCUCGGGGAAAGUCACAAAGUCCCUUUCUGCCAGUGCUCUGUCCCUCAUGAUUCCAGGAGAUAUGUUUGCUGUCUCUCCACUGGGAAGUCCAAUGUCUCCCCACUCCUUGUCAUCGGAUCCUUCUUCUUCACGAGAUUCUUCUCCCAGUCGAGACUCUUCUUCAACAGCUGCUGCGAGUCCCCAUCAGCCCAUUGUGAUCCACAGUUCAGGGAAGAACUAUGGUUUCACCAUCCGAGCCAUCCGGGUGUACGUGGGAGACAGUGACAUCUAUACAGUGCACCAUAUCGUUUGGAAUGUAGAAGAAGGAAGUCCAGCAUACCAGGCAGGACUAAAGGCUGGGGAUCUGAUCACACACAUCAAUGGAGAGCCAGUGCAUGGACUUGUUCACACAGAAGUUAUAGAGCUCCUGCUGAAGAGUGGAAAUAAGGUGUCAAUCACCACUACCCCAUUUGAAAACACAUCAAUCAAAACAGGACCAGCCAGGAGAAACAGCUAUAAGAGCCGGAUGGUGAGGCGGAGCAAGAAGUCUAAGAAGAAGGAAAGUCUAGAAAGGAGGAGAUCUCUUUUCAAAAAGCUAGCCAAACAGCCUUCUCCUUUACUCCACACCAGUCGAAGUUUCUCCUGCUUGAACCGGUCCCUGUCAUCCGGAGAGAGCCUCCCAGGUUCCCCCACUCACAGCUUGUCUCCUCGAUCUCCCACACCCAGCUAUCGCUCCACCCCUGACUUUCCAUCUGGUACUAAUUCCUCCCAGAGCAGCUCCCCAAGUUCUAGUGCCCCCAAUUCCCCAGCCGGGUCAGGGCACAUCCGCCCCAGCACCCUCCACGGCCUGGCCCCCAAACUCAGUGGGCAGAGGUACCGCUCCGGAAGAAGAAAGUCAGCCGGCAGCAUUCCACUCUCCCCGCUGGCCCGGACACCCUCUCCAACGCCCCAGCCCACCUCCCCACAACGCUCACCAUCCCCAUUAUUGGGACACUCACUUGGCAAUACCAAGAUUGCACAAGCCUUUCCCAGCAAGAUGCACUCCCCCCCCACCAUUGUCAGACACAUUGUGAGGCCCAAGAGUGCUGAGCCCCCACGGUCACCGCUGCUCAAGCGUGUGCAGUCCGAGGAAAAGUUGUCACCUUCCUAUGGCAGUGACAAAAAGCACCUGUGCUCCCGCAAACACAGUCUGGAAGUGACCCAGGAGGAGGUGCAGAGGGAGCAGUCCCAGCGGGAGGCAACUCUACAGAGCCUGGAGGAGAACGUGUGCGAUGCCCCGUCCCUAAGUCGUGCCCGGCCAGUGGAGCAAGGCUGCCUAAAACGCCCGGUCUCCAGGAAGCUGGGUCGGCAGGAGUCUGUGGACGACGUGGACCGAGACAAACUGAAGUCCAAGGUGACAGUGAAGAAACCAGAUGGCCUCCCAGAAAAGCCUGAAUCCCAUCAGAAACCCCAUGGUCUCAGCAGUGAUGCAGAAAAUCACGCUCUCUUUAGGCUAGAGGAGAGAGAGAAGAAAGUCUACCCCAAGCCUUUAGAAAGGUCAAGUCAUUUUGAAAACAAAGCAGCAGAGGCCCAGUCUCUGGGCAACCGGCUGAAAGAUGUUCUCCACAAGCAGGCCAGUGUGCGGGCCACUGAGGGGAUGGCCUCCGAAGGGACAGCAGCUGCCUGUGGCCCAGCACCAGGGGAGCACAACCAGGGCAUGGGUGAUUUCAAAAGGGCCUCUGCUCCCAGCACCCUCCAGGACAGUCUCUGUCGCUCCCCUGACAGGUCCACCUCUGGGAAGGGUGAAAACACAGAGAAGACCUCCCAGGCCAAGGAGUUCCUCCGAAGUGAGAAGUUAGACAGUAAACUGGCCAAUAUUGAUUACCUCCGAAAGAAAAUGUCACUUGAAGACAAAGAAGAUGGCCACUGCUCCAUGCUGAAGCCCAAGAUAACAUCUAGCACCCAUGAAUGCCUGCCAGGGAACCCAGUCCGACCCAUGGGUGGGCAGCAGGAGGCCCCACCUGGCUCUGAGAGCCGAGCAUUUAUGAGCAGCACCCACACAACUCAGAUGAGCACCGUCUCCUUUGUUCCUCUCAAGACCUUAGCUGGCCGGGUGGAUGGUGGAGCAGAGAAGUCAGGUUUGGUUGCUCCUGAGUCCCCUGUCAGGAAAAGCCCCUCUGAGUAUAAGCUGGAGGGUCGGUCAGUUUCAUGCCUGAAGCCCAUUGAGGGUACACUGGACAUUGCUCUUCUGUCUGGGCCCCAUGCCUCUAAGACAGAGCAGCCAUCACCAGAGCCUACACAGAGUCCCAGCCCUGGUGGUGACAUGGCACCCUCUGUGCCACUACCUCUUCCUGGCAGUAGUGGGAAGAAGAGUGAAACCUCCAGCCUGAGAGAGCCUUCCCCUGCCAGCUUAAAGAUGAAUAAAGCCUACCUGCUCGAGCCUCGGUUCCUGCCCCCCAGCCGGGGUCUCCAGAACUCACCAGCAGCUUCCCUGCCCGACCCAGAGCUAAAGAGAGACAGAAAAGUUUCCCAUCCUGCUGCCAGGAGCCCAUUGACAGUCAUGGAAAACGAUUCCCAGCAGAGAGUGUGUGGCCCCACUAAACACCAAGACUGUGCUACUGACACCAAGGUCAUCCCUGGCCUGGGACAGACACAGCAUUGCAAUGACCAGGCUCGGCCAUGUGGCCCUCUCCCAUCUGAAGGGGCCCCCUCAAAGGAAAAGGCAAACCUAAAAGAUCCAUCUGAAAAGGGACCCUCCACAGGGAGGAGUGAGCGUUCUGCCUUGAGAGCGGAUGUGCACAGAGACCCCAUUGUGGAACUGUAUCCUCUAGAGACUGCUAAAGCCAAUGACAACUGCAAAAAUCUCCCUUCUGUGGGAAGGACCCACCCAGAUGCUAGUAGUACACAGGCCCAGACCCCGGAGAAACCGUGGGGACCUUGUGCAAAGAUAUACCACAGAGAUGGCCAAGGUGAGGCAAGGUCCCUGAUCAGAGAGGACUCUUCCUUGAACUCUGCUAGAAUUCCUUGUGAAAGGGAGGUGGGCAAGAUAAGAAGUAGCAUGGAACCCAAGCCUGAAGCCCCCCCUACCAAGUGUCCCCUACAGCCACUCGGAAUUGAGAGUAGGAAAACUGAAAAGCUCCCCAGUUUCUCCUCUUUGCAGAAAGAGGGUUCCAAGGAGCCUGACAGGAAAGAGCAGCCUCUACAAAGGCAUGUGAGCAGUGAUUCUCAGCACCCCCUGACCACCAAAGACCUGUCCGGCCCGGCCUCUCGGCAGCACUGCAGUUCCUCAAGCCUUGGUCCCCAAGGGACCAAGCCAGGUGUGGCAGAACCUGCAGCAGCCUUCCAGGAUCCUCCUAGGCCUUCUGUUGCUGUGCACAGUGAGAGCAGUGACCACAAUCUCCGACCUGGCCCUGACCCCGGCCCUUCAAAGUCCAAGCACCCAGACAGGUCCCUCUCCUCACAGAAAUCAAGUGUUGUCACUGCAAAGGGCAAAGAGCCUGUCACUCAGCCCCUCAGUGGCUCUAGCAGAGAGGGAAGGAGCAAUAGUAAAGGUGGAUUGGAUGUGUUCACUGCCAUCCCAGGCUCCCAGAGCAAAGCUAACGAGGUGGGUGGUGGGGGAGAAAGUGUGCCCUUCAACCCACUGCACACUGAAGAGAGUCCUUUUGAUCCCAAACUGAAACCCAGCAGUGGGCAUGGCCCAGAGAUGCAGGAGAAGCAGCUGCAUUUGCCAAGGCCAGGACACCCAGGCUUCAGCGAGUCAGUAGACCAUAAACCUCCCAUUGUCAGUGAAAAGCAAAGCCUGUCUCCAAAGCACCCCAAACCAUCCACUGUGAAAGACUGUCCCCCUCUGUGCAGACAGACAGACAGAAGCCCAAGUCAGCAGGUCCCCGCUGCAGACAGGAAGCCAGAAGGGAAGAAAUGCACAGAAGCACUUUAUGUUCCUGCGGCAGACAGCGGGAAGCUGGAGGCCAGCCUUUCCCUAGCUCAUGGUGAGGCCCGGCUGAAAGGCACAGAGAAGCCAGGUGCAACGGUGGGAAAGGGCUCCUCAGAGGCCAAGGGGAAGGGACCUGGUCCCCAGAAGACCCUGCCUGAGGCUGGCAAGCUCAGCAGCAUGAAACGGUCACCCUCGGCCACUGGGCAGAGUUCUUUCCGAUCCUCUGCCCUCCCAGAGAAGUCUCUGAGCUACUCCUCCAGCUUCCCCGAGGCCCGGCCUGGAGUUCGAGAUGCUGCCACGGCCAGCAGCAGCCCCUCUUCUGCCAAGUCCAAUGGGGCCGCACUUGAGCCUACAGCCCCCAGCAACAGGGACCACAGGAAGUCCCAGUCUGGGGCAGAUGGCAGAACCCAAAUGACAAAGAGUGACUCUUUGCCAUCCUUCCGCCUCACCACCUCUACUCUGGAGUCACAGCACUCAGAUUCACAGGGGCUGAGCGGAGUAGGCCACAGGGACAGAGCGCUCUCGGUCACCGCUGCCACAGGAGAAACCAAAGGUCGAGAGCCUGCCCCCGCCCAGCCUCUCCCCACUAGGAAACAGAAUGUGGGCAGGGAGGCAAUCAAGGCACCCCAAGCCCCAAACUCUGAUCGCCUCAUCACCCUUUCUUCAGAGAAGGACUUUGUGGUGCGGCAGAGACGGGGCAAAGAGAGUUUGCGUAGCAGCCCUCACAAAAAAGCCUCCUAACUGGGCAGGCCCCAGAGCAGGAUUGUGGAGACCCCACCUGAAUGUGUAACUGUGUCUUGACCACCUUCGAAACCAGCACUGUGUGGGAAUGUCCGCCAGGCAGAGCUUAGAGCCUCACUGAGAAGGAGUGGGAGAGAGAGAGGGAACCUUCUUCCAGAUGCCUUCCUAGUUGGAACCGGUAGAACUGUUGCCAGAUGGUAUUUGUACAAAAAAGAAGUAAUACCUUUACAGCUAAGGAUUGUUGAGGAAAGAGAUUUUUCUCUGUAAAUAUCUAGCAAUGUGUUUGGUUUGGGAUGUAGAGUCUAUACCUUGCUGCUGAUUGCAUUGUUUAUUACAGCUUUUUAAAAUUAAGAUCUUUGCUUUACCACUUAUCAUAAUGUAGUAAUGAAGCAGAAUGGUCAGAACUGGGUGUGUGUAAAAAUAGAUACAUCCAUAUUCAUGUAUGUACACAUCCACCCACAUGUUUUGGUCUGUGGUUUGAGAAUAUUUCAAGGCUCUGUUUUUAUAAGUAGUUAAAGAUGAAAGAAAGCCCUAAAUACAGUAGAUUGUGAGUUUUUAAAUGUGUAUUUUUAAACCAGUUUCUGAUAGUACUGGAUCUGGCUACCUGUAUUUCCAGUUCUAAAGCAAGAGCACUCUGAUUGCUGCAUUUGGAAUCCUCCAUUAUGAAUGGUCAGGACAAAUGAAGCUAGCCAUUUUCCUUUCUCAGUCAUCCUAGUAGACAUUUUAAUCCUUAGGUCCUGCUGUCCAAAAGGCCAGUUGUUCUUGUCUGUCAGUUAUAUGUCUGGUCUUCUUUGGUGGUAGAGCAGGGACUAUAAACAUAUCACCUUUGUUUCUGUUCUUUCUUUCCUUUCUUUUCAAACGGUUUCACUCAGGCCUUUGUGCUAUGAGUGACUAGUCCAAGAAGCACACAUUUUGUGGUAGUCCUGCACCAACCCUGCUCUUGAAUAAAAAAAAUAAAAUAACUGGCUGCACACAAAUCUGCUGGUACUUAGGUCAAGUGAUAAGCAUCAGGCAUUGGAAGAGGUUUUAAAUUUGCUUUUUUGAGGAAAAGAAGGGGGGGAGUUGGAUUUUGGCAUCAUAGCAUAUAUAUUAAGGAAUAAUCAGGACAUCAGAUACAUUUUAAUACAUAGCUGGGGCCUUAUGUUGUAGAUGAAGCUUGCUGUUUUUAGCAAGUUCCUGGGUUUCACAUUCAUUUCUGAUGCAUCGAAUAGCUCCAUGUAUUUCAUAACAUGAACUCUCUAUUUGUAUGCAAAAACUACUGUAUUAAUAAAGAGCAGCAUUUUUGUAACAAAAGAGACUUAGUGGAGCUAUUUGGUGCUUGAAUGUGAUCAUCCUUUUUACUUUUGCUAAGCCUUAUUUAAAUUUUGUAUACCAUGAAAUAUGUAGAAUUUGUCAAAUCAUUUAAGUGCUGAGGGGUUUUGAUUUUUUUUUGCUGAAGUUUUUUGGUGGCUUGUUUUGAAUUGUGAGAUGGCACUUGCUGACAUAAGUACUAAGGCACUGAGAGACAAUGCAGAUAAGUAUUUAUAAGAUGCUUGGGACACAUUGCAGGAGUUUUGGUUUUGUAAGAUGAAAAAUUUACCAAUAAAUGACUAACCUAGCCCCAAAUCCCCUUGGGAUGUCUUAGUAGCUUUAUGCUAUAAAAUUGUUUAUGUAAUCACAGCAUCAUUGUACAGCCCUAUAGAUUGUAAAUCAUCUAGCAAGGCUGUAAGCACUCCAUAAACAAAGGUAUAACAACCUACUACUCAGUUGUCCUUUGUUGUAAAGUGAGUUGCAAUGACAGGAAAAAAAAAGUUUCCUCUUUGCCCCUGUUUUUUUCCAUGUAGUUUUAGCCAUUCCCCAUCACUACAUGUUGAAAUGUAGAAAAAAAAAUAUUUUUUACAAGAACUUAAAAGAAUUUGAAAGUGGUCUCAAAGCUUUUAAUACAUAUGUUUGGCAGUUGUCAGAACCUGAUCCUUCUACACUCAGACAUCAAUCCAGGUCUGUCCAGGAGGUAGUUCAUGGUUUACAGCCUUUGCUUUUUAACUGUCCAGUUUUCUUUAAAGCACAAUUAGCUGCUUGUUUACAAAGGAUAUUUUUAUGUAUAUUUUGUAUAGUGUAUUAUCAUUUUUGCCAAAUAUGUUUUUGCAUUUUGGAUGAGUAAAGAGUACUUAAGGUUGCAUUCAUGUAUUACCUGUUUGUUGUUGUGAAGCUCUCCAGUCAGCUGGUAGAAAUUCUCCUGUGUUCUCUUUGGUCAGUCUCUGUGUGAUUGUAAGAUGUGCUCCUCGGUAGUACUCCCAGCUGUAGACUUAACAGCUUAAAAGUUUGUUAGGAUCUGUGCAAUAAAGUGUUUGCAGUCUUAUUUUCUCUAAGAAAUUCCCCUGUGGAUGUCAUAAUUGUUGUAUAUUGAACAAAUAUUUAUACUUAUGCAGUUGCAUAAUAUUGAAUAAAAAUUUAGCAUGAAAAUAA
This is a messenger RNA of Marmota monax (woodchuck), 20370 nucleotides long. RefSeq names its product microtubule associated serine/threonine kinase family member 4 (gene Mast4). The transcript is spliced from 26 exons. Gene Ontology annotation, biological process: peptidyl-serine phosphorylation; intracellular signal transduction. Bases 10585 to 17925 code for a protein of 2446 amino acids. The record is from RefSeq and is a predicted model, not a curated record. NCBI's taxonomy places the organism in Eukaryota, Metazoa, Chordata, Mammalia, Rodentia, Sciuridae. Gene Ontology annotation, molecular function: protein binding; magnesium ion binding; protein serine/threonine kinase activity.